AAAAGAACAAAAACAAUUUCCCUCAGUCAAAUAAGUUAUUCUUCAGUGUUUACUGGGGACAUGUUAGACCUCAGGAACUCAGUAGUUCUCUUAGUGACUUUUACUUCUCUACUGUUGGCUCUCUUAUUUAUAAAACUGACAUGGAAAAGAAGGCGAUUGCCCCCAGGACCUUUCGCUCUGCCUGUACUAGGGAACGUUCUACAGAUCCAUAAGCAAGGAAUGGUGCCCUAUUUAGUCAAGAUGGGGGAGACAUAUGGCCCUGUAUGCACCAUUUUUAUGGGGUCACGACCCACAGUGAUUCUGACGGGAUAUCAAGCAGUGAAAGAGGCUCUAGUUGACCUUGGAGAUGAUUUCCUUGGACGAGGUCCACUCCCAGUGUUCGACCGUGUAUUAAAAAAAGGCGGAUUGGCGCUUCUUAAUGGAACAGCUUGGAAGCAACUACGACAAUUUACCAUGAUGACUUUCCGUGAUUUUGGGAUGGGCAAAAAGACCUUGGAGGAACCCAUCCAGGAAGAAGCUCAGCAUCUAGUGAAACAUUUCAGAAGCUACAAACAAGAGCCAGUUGAUCCCAGUAAUAUCAUGAUCUGUGCUUCAUCCAAUAUCAUUGCCUCAAUCCUCAUGGGAACUCGUUAUAACUACAGUGAUGACAAGUGGAUGCAAUUACUCAAAAAUAUACAUGAAGCAAUUGUUAUAGCCUGUUCUACAUGGGGCCAGAUUUAUGACAUUGUACCCAAUAUCAUGCAAGUCAUGCCUGGACCACAUAACAACAUUUUUACUCUUCUCCAAGAUCUUGUUGAUGUUGUGGAAGAGAGAGUAAAAUAUAACCUUGACACACUUGAACCAAACUGUCCACGGGAUUUUAUUGAUUGCUUCCUUAUAAGAAUGAAAGAGGAAAAAGAUCCCAAAACGCCAUUUACUGUGACAAAUCUUGUUGCAACAGUGACUGACACAUUUCUAGGCGGAGCCGAGUCUACUGGCAGUACAGUAAAUUAUGGACUUUUGAUUUUUAUAAAGUAUCCCGAAAUUCAAGCCAAGUUACAAGAGGAGAUCCAACAGGUGAUUGGACACAACCGUGAGCCCGUGGUGGAGGACAGAAAUAGCAUGUCCUACUUAAAUGCGUUUAUCCAUGAGCUGCAGAGAUAUUGUGAUGUCUUUCCAAUGGGAGUGAUUCGUUCUACCACAAGAGACUUGGAUUACCGUGGAUACUACAUUCCUAAGGGUACUGAUGUUCUUCCAGUGUUAACCACCGUGCUAAAGGAUCCAACACAAUUUGAAACACCUGGUGAAUUCAACAUCAAACAUUUCUUAGAUGAAAAUGGCACAUUUAAGAAAAAUAAUGGUUUCUUGGCAUUUAGUGCAGGUAAAAGGUCGUGCGCUGGGGAGAGCCUGGUUCGGAUGCAGCUGUUCAUAUUCUUUGCCACAAUUCUACAAAAAUUCACCUUAAAGGCAACUGUGGACCCGAAGGAUCUGGACCUUAGUCCUGCAGAAAGUGGCAUUGAGACUAUACCACCCGUCCAUAAAAUCAUCUUUAUACCUCGAGAAUAAACUGCUAUAGGCUAGAUUACAAAUGGCGCUCUAUUUAGCUCCCCGCUUGAACAUAAACAUCACAGGAAGUAAGCUUUUUGCGCUCAUUACAUUAAGUUGAAAGUAAAAAGUUUGUGUGCGCGCAAAACCCAAUGCGCAUUAAAAGAUUUGCAAUCACAUUAGCACAUUCUCCCCAUAGACUUCAAUGGAGCCGGGAAAAAAAACAAAAAAACGAAGAGCACUAUAUGAAUAUUUUACAUUCCAAUGUUCUUCACAUCUUCUAUUUAUUGUUAAAUAUAUGUUUGCAUAUAUAUAUAUAUAUAUAUAUAUAUAAAUAAAAUGUUUCUUGGUAAAAUAUAUAUCUAUAUGAUUAUAUAUAGGUAUAGAUAUAUACAGAUAUAUAUAUAUAUAGGAACAUAUAACAGUACAUAGACUAGUAUAAAAUGAAUUCCCCUAUGUGAAGAACAUUGAUAUUUAACAUUUUUACAAUAUAUAGAACAGUAUAUAUACACAUGCAUACACAUAUUUAGACAUGAAUAUAUAUAUAUAUAUAUAUAUAUAUAUAUAUAUAUAUAUAUAUAUACCGGUAUAUAUAUUAUAGCUCUUUGCAGCCAAACACCUUGUCAUAGACCAUAUACCUUUGAGCCAUUAUCUUUUUAAUAUUUCUAUGAAUCAUUUUUAUCAGAAGGUUUACAUGAGUGUUACUGUCAUUUUAAAUGUUACCUAUGUUGUGCUUGGCACAACUUUUUUUUAACCCCUUAGCCUUUACACAAGCUUUUCAGACCCGCUAUUCUGACGAGCGUAAGAUGUAAUUGCGCUCUUGUAAUAUGUAAUACAUAAUUGUACUGGAAGUGCACUUUAGCUUACGUGCUAAAACCUAACACCGUUUGUGCAUUAACGUUAGCGCGCCACUUGUAAUCUACCCCAUAUAAAAUCUCUAUGCACCAUAUCUUUAUAACGUCACAUUAUCUGCCACCUGAGGAAAUGCAGAGAUGAAUAUCAAUAUAUGGUUUACCAUUUUAAGAUGGCAUUGCGUGCUUCCUAUGGUUGUGUAAAGAUAAAACAUAGACUUAUGACCAGGAUGUUUGUCACACUGCCUAAUUACCUUAUUAAUUAAAUACAGAAUACAAAGACUUGUAAAAAACAAA
Molecule: messenger RNA, 2672 nt
Organism: Bombina bombina (fire-bellied toad)
Lineage: Eukaryota; Metazoa; Chordata; Amphibia; Anura; Bombinatoridae
Product: cytochrome P450 2G1-like
Exons: 9
Coding region: 61-1545 (494 amino acids)
Biological process (GO): xenobiotic metabolic process
Cellular component (GO): cytoplasm; intracellular membrane-bounded organelle
Molecular function (GO): oxidoreductase activity, acting on paired donors, with incorporation or reduction of molecular oxygen, reduced flavin or flavoprotein as one donor, and incorporation of one atom of oxygen; iron ion binding; heme binding
Source: RefSeq, a predicted model, not a curated record